AUGAACGCUGUCCCAGACAUUCUUUUGGCUACCGGCAUUACCUCCAACAAUGUCACCAUCAUCACCACCAUGUCUCUCUUUUUCCAGCACGCAGAGCUGGCUCCAAUGCACACAUCUGCAAUCCAGCAAAUGUUUGUUGUGGCUUUUUGGAUUGCUCUUGGCAUUUCUCACUCGCUUGUGGAUCUUUCUCACGUUCUUGGUGGUAUUCACCCUUACUUGCACACCUUUGUUGUGAUUCAUGGAGCAGAACCUUGGGUGCCCUUGCCAGCACAAGGAGGUAGACGCUUCUCAAUAGAUUUGCAGCCAAUUGCCGCCAACAGCACCAUCUCUUCUGUCACAUUUGCUUUCAUGCUUGCUCAACCAUCCAUGCGCAAAGCCCAGUCUUUAGGGGGCAAGAGCAUCCACAUGCUCAAGAGACCACGCAGCCAAAUCACCUUGGCCAAGCUGGAAGAUGUCUGUCUGGUUGCAACAUCAACCUCCACAGCAUCUGCAGCCAGCAAGACACAAGGUUUUGUGAGGUUGGUAGAGCUUGAUUUGAACAGUCUGGGAGAAGCCGCAUACAACCUAUGGAAGCUGGAGAUUGCAGAUAACCACCAGCAUCUGGAUGUACAGCACUGGUCAGCCAUGGCCGACUCCCUCCUCUCCAUCCUCUUGCCGACAAUUGGGAGAGGGCUGUUCUUAAGGCGGGUAACAAGAAGCAGGCACAGAUGAGCAAGCAAAAAGAGGCAGAAGAGCAAGAGCAUAAUUGUGUUGCUUGGUCUCAGGCUGCUUGUGAGAUGGUCCAAAAAGUGACAUAGGCUGCAUGAGAUGACUGUCCACCUCCAAGAAUCCGAAGAGCACGCAAGGCAGUAGUUGGCUUGACUUUGCUGGAAAGCAACAGGAUAAUGCGCAAUUGAAGUGAGCCAAACAGCAGCAGAAGAGCUUGUCAACACCAAGCUUUUUGGAUUUGAAGCGUAAGGAGCACAAGGUGCCGGCGAUUGCCACUUGCGGUCAAUUGAACAACCUUUCUUCCUCCAAGCUGAUUUUUCCAAGUACUGCCAAGAGACCAGUAGCCUUCAGUUCUUCAUGCUGGAUGAUCCUGGCAGCAAGGGUAAUAAGCUGUUGUUCCUUGUCUGGAAAUGGGGGCUUGUCACCUGCCCAAAAUUGGUGCCGGACGUUUCUGGACAGAGCAAUGAGAAGCUCUACAGGUAUAAUUUGCCUUCCUGCACAAAUGUGAAGCACCUGGGUGAGGAUCCUGAUCUUGAUGUCCAGUUUGAGGUACUCAAGGUGGUCAACAUAUUCCAGUUCAAACACCUCUUCCCACAUCUGAUCUUCCAUGAGGUGGACCAUAGGGGAAGGGCUUGCACAAAAUGGGGACGAUGCACCUUCUUGCCCCUUGCCUUUUGGUGUUGGAGAGACGCACUUCAUGUGGGGAGGCGUGUUCCCAUGUGGUGACCCGGACGCCUUGCCCUUCUCAGGCGUUGGCGCAACGCACUUCAUGUGA
Molecule: messenger RNA, 1483 nt
Organism: Ceraceosorus bombacis
Lineage: Eukaryota; Fungi; Basidiomycota; Exobasidiomycetes; Ceraceosorales; Ceraceosoraceae
Source: the annotation of a GenBank genome assembly